Molecule: messenger RNA, 437 nt
Organism: Amoebophrya sp. A25
Lineage: Eukaryota; Dinophyceae; Syndiniales; Amoebophryaceae
Source: the annotation of a GenBank genome assembly
GUCGGACAAGGCAGACCCAGCACUUCCGGAUUAUAACUGUGUUCCGUUCGUGUCGGUUUUGGCGAUCCGGGAGAGGGACAAAGCUGCCUUUAUUGUCAUGGAGAAGAUGGACCCUUUACCCAAACGCAAGACUCAAGAGGGAGAGACGGAGUUGCCUCAUGACACAUCCGAUGACGGUACCAACCCAGUGUUGAGGAGAGCCGAAGAAGCGAAGAAGUGCCUAAGCAUCAUGAACGAGAAGAUUGGGGUCACGCACGGCGAUUUCAAACAGGACAACGUCCAGGUACACCCGAAGACUAAAGCGCUCCGUCUUAUCGACUUUGGUUUGUCGACGGCGUGGAUCGAAGACCCGAAAACGGGUAAUCUCGAUCUCAUUGCCGGACAAUUCAAAGAGCGCAGAGGCCAGUUCGCUGGGACACCAGAAUUCAUGCAUCCGA